CUUGAGCCGCCCCUGCUCGCAAUCCCGCUAGUGAGAGGAGACUCUCACUGGGCAUGAAUGAAUGCUCAUCCCCAAUAUCCACUCAACGAAAAAUCUAAUCAAGCAAUGCAAAACCAUCAAACAGCUCCACCAGUUGCAUGGCCACACCAUCGCCACUGGCCUUCUCUCCCUCCACUCUUGUCCUAUUUUAACCUCCAUUCUCUACGCCUUCACCACCACCCUCAACCGCAACUCCACCGCCGCCUCCUCUGUGAGUUUUUCGAGAUAUGCAAUCUCAGUCUUCCAUUCCAUUCAACACCCAUCAACCUUUUGCUACAACAACAUCAUUAGAGCCCACACCCUCCUGUCCUCCCCUCUCCCCGCCCUCCUCCUCUUUGCCCGUAUGCGCCGCCUCUCUAUCCCUCCCGACUUUCACACCUUCCCUUUUGCUCUCAAGGCGUCCUCCCAGCUUGGUUCGCUUCCCGUGGCCCAAACCCUUCACUCCCAAUCUUUCAAGUUUGGGUUCGCAGAUGAUUUGUUUGUCCAGAAUUCUCUUAUUCAUGUCUACUCGGUGUCCGACCGCCUUGGCAAUGCAUACCAGGUGUUCAAUGAAAGCUCGUAUAGGGACGUUGUCUCUUACAAUGCCAUGAUUGAUGGCUUUGUCAAGGCUGGCGAGAUUUCCGGAGGACGUGAACUGUUUGACGAAAUGCCCGUACGAAAUACUGUGUCAUGGGGCACCAUCUUAACGGGGUAUGCACAGACGAACCAAUGCAAAGAGGCUAUUGAGCUCUUUCAGCAGAUGCUAGCUUUAGGACUCAAACCUGACAAUGUUGCAUUGGUUUCUGUUCUUUCUGCUUGCGCCCAGCAGGGGGAACUGGAAGUCGGCAAGGCCAUUCAUCAUUUCAUUAAGCGAAAUAGGAUACGAAUAGAUUCCUUCUUGUCCACCGGGCUUGUGGACCUGUAUGCCAAGUGUGGGUGUAUUGAGACUGCCAGCGAGGUUUUUGAGUCGAGCCCAGACAAGAAUUUGUUUACGUGGAAUGCCAUGCUUGUUGGGCUUGCAAUGCAUGGUCACUGCCACCUAUUGCUGGAUUUUUUCUCCAGAAUGAUAGAGGCUGGAGUUCAACCCGACGGUGUGAGCUUCUUAGGAGUCCUGGUUGGGUGCAGCCAUGCGGGUCUGGUCCGUGAAGCCCAAAAGCUCUUUGACGAGAUGGAAUCUAUCUAUGGGGUCCCUCGAGAACUCAAACACUAUGGGUGCAUGGCUGAUUUGCUUGGGCGGGCUGGUUUGAUUGAGGAAGCAGUGGGGAUGAUAAAGAGGAUGCCAAUGGGGGGUGAUGUGUAUGUGUGGGGUGGAUUGCUGGGAGGAUGUAGGAUAUAUGGAGAUGUUGAGAUUGCGAAGAUAGCAGCCGAGCAUGUGAUGGAGUUGAACCCUGAAGAUGGUGGGGUCUAUUCAAUCUUGGCCAACAUUUAUGCCAAUGUAGACCAAUGGGAUGAUGUCGUUCAGGUUAGGAGGAAAAUGAAUGCUACGAGGGUCAAGAAGAACGCUGGUUGUAGUUUGAUUCAUGAGUUGAACGGAUUAACUCAUGAUUUCAUCGCGGGAGCUAGAUAGCUUGCAUCCCCGGAGGGAUGAGAUAUAUUCGGUUUAGACGGAACUGGAAAACAGCAGAUCGAAGUAUGCUAGCAAUACAUUCUGUUCAGAUUCGCUAUAUCUUUAUUUCGAUGAAUCACAUAACGUGUAAAUCCAGGUUCUU
Alnus glutinosa is the source of this 1727-nucleotide messenger RNA. Its product is annotated as pentatricopeptide repeat-containing protein At5g61800. The record is from RefSeq and is a predicted model, not a curated record. Gene Ontology annotation, molecular function: protein binding; RNA binding. Gene Ontology annotation, biological process: RNA modification. NCBI's taxonomy places the organism in Eukaryota, Viridiplantae, Streptophyta, Magnoliopsida, Fagales, Betulaceae.